AUGCCCUGCCUCGUCUACCCAUCCCACCCCCACCGACGCUACGCCACCGCGACCAAGGACCUCCACAUCACCACCAGUAUGUCGUUCUUCCAGUCCAUCUCCUCGUUCUUUGCACGCCCAGCUGGCGGCGGCCGCGACAACGAGUUUAGUCUUCCAACCACAAAAUAUGAUAACGCCUCCGACUCUGCGGGUCCCUCCAGGCGCGGCAACUACGCUGCCACACCAGCCGGUGGCGACAGUGAUCCCUACACCCGCAACGGCAACAACCCGACCAGCCGGUACCCUCCUCUGUCGCACACCUUCCAUCGCCUGCGCAACACUUUGUUCGACGGCUUCCCUGAGCUCGUCGACUCUUUGAACGCACCCGUCUACUCGUCCCAGCUGGCCGAAGUCGAGCAACAGCUCGGUUGCCCGCUUCCUCCGCCUGUGCGCGAAUCAUUCCUGACCGCCGACGGCCAGGACAUGGAUGCAGGCGCCGGCGGCAUCUUUUACGGCCUGUACCUCCUCCCGCUUGACGAGGUCAUGCGCGAGUGGCAUUUCUGGCGACAGGCCGAGGCCGACCCACGGACGGGUGCCAACCCGGCCGUGCUCGCGACCAUGGCGUCCAUCCCCCCGCAGUGGGUCAAGUCGCAGUACGCGUGCCGUGGAUGGCUGCCGCUCCUGUCCGACACGUCCGGCAACUAUGUCGGCGUCGACCUCGACCCAGGACCAGGCGGCGCAUGGGGACAGACCAUCAUCUUUGGCCGUGACUUUGACCGCAAGUGUGUGGUGUGGCGCGGCGAGGGCGAGGGCGGCUGGGCCAACUUUGUCGCCAGCUUUGUGGAUGAGCUCGAAUCGGGUGACGGUUGGGAGGCAGACAAGGGCUCGGACGACGAGGAGGAGCUUGGGUACGAGAGCUACAGCGGUGGUGGCAGGUACGGCGAGUCGGGCACUGUCGCCCCCAAGCUCGCUGGACAGUACAAGGGCUGGAACACGCUCGAGGCGUGGUGGGACAAGAGUGUCAAAAAGUGGGACGAACUGGGUCUGGGCAUGGACGUUGCCGCCAUUGAGCGCGGCCUGGAAGAGGCCCGCCGCCUCACAGAAGGCAAGGGCAAGGAGCGUGGUGGCCGCGAGGGCGUCGACUUUGAGGGUAUUCGCAGCGAUCAGCGUACAGCCGAGGCCGACAUUCCUGUCUUGUCACCAAGGCCCGAUAUGCCCUCCACACCGACCCCGGGAGACAACGAGUCGCUUCUGCCACCAUCAUCGCCCGACGUCAACAGCGUCCCCCGUAUCCUCCACCCCUCCCACUCGCCAAUGCGCACCAUUACGCCAUUGGCGUCCACUGCCGAGCACCCGCUCAAGACCGACUUCCUUUCGCCGCCUGCGCGCAAGUCGUCAAAGGGCCCCAAGCGUCCUGCCCCACCAGCCGUCACCCAGAUCGACCUGCCUACCCGCGCAGACGUACAGGCUGCGCAGGCCGUUGCCCGCGCCGAGGCCAGUGGUCUCCGUGGCGGCUGGGUCAUGAACCUCGACACGUCGGUCGGUUCCGCACACCGUCGUACCCUCUCGCCCACACAUCGCGUCUCGCCGUCGAUGGACGCCGAGAUGGUGGACAUUGACCUCGAGGGCGGCCGCCAAGAGUCCUUUGGCACCGCGGCGAUGACCGCCCAGGAGCUCGAGAAGCAGCGCGAGGAGGACCGCUUGAGCAUGGCUGGUGUUGAGCACCGCCGCGACUCGCGGUCGCCCGUGCUUCUCGGUAGCAGCCGUUCGCCGUCGCCGCUCGCUGUCAACCCCAGCGCCGAGGUCCCAGCCCAGGAUACGGCGCGCUCGUCGCCGUCGUCGGUGUCCACCCAGAAGGGUCCCGGAUCUCGCGUCCAGUCUCCCGUCUCGGCCUCGGGCUCCCAGUCGCCUAGUUUCGCAAACCUGGCGUCGUCGUCGGUCCGCCGCCCGCCUCCCGUCGGUGCCUUCUCCGAGUCGCCCCGCAUCCUGUCUCCAUCGGAGACGGAACGCGAGGUCAUCCGUGGACCCGAGGCGCGUCGCCGGUCUUCGGCCAUUGCGCCGCCCCCACUCUCGCGCGAAAACUCGCUCCCGAUCCGCUCCAUGUCGCGUGAAAACUCGAUGCGGUCGUCGGACAGCCACGACGUCCUGCUCGCGCCCGCGACCCCGCCCAUCGGCAGCGACAGCCCGCCUUCAAAGCUGAAUGGCAACUCGGGCGCCGCGGCGUUUACCGACGAGCCCAAGAGCGUCGUCAACGACAACGACCUCGUGGACGGCCUCGAGGAGGUGCACCUUUAG
Messenger RNA from Apiotrichum porosum, 2274 nucleotides. It is a transcript of the gene SMI1, whose product is annotated as Cell wall assembly regulator. The transcript has 5 exons. Gene Ontology annotation, biological process: regulation of fungal-type cell wall biogenesis. NCBI's taxonomy places the organism in Eukaryota, Fungi, Basidiomycota, Tremellomycetes, Trichosporonales, Trichosporonaceae. Gene Ontology annotation, cellular component: mating projection tip. The record is from RefSeq and is a predicted model, not a curated record. Bases 1 to 2274 code for a protein of 757 amino acids.